AUGUCUAGCUUUGUCUAUAUUCUUGCACUUGUGCCUUUGGCACUGGCUGCCACCCCGACCAUGAUGGUCCCUAAUCAGGUCAUGGUUUUUAAAGAAAACGACUUCGCAAUGAAUGCCGGCCGAAAGGGAAUUCUUCUUGCAUCUGAUGGAAAUUGCAUGAACUUCGACAACAUGCCCGAGUACCGCACCAAUGUUGGGUCAAUCUAUGUCCCAUGCCCGUCCGAGGUCAAGCAGGACAUGAUGUGCUCGAUUUACUCGUAA
Penicillium griseofulvum is the source of this 261-nucleotide messenger RNA. RefSeq lists its product as uncharacterized. Lineage: Eukaryota; Fungi; Ascomycota; Eurotiomycetes; Eurotiales; Aspergillaceae. The record is from RefSeq and is a predicted model, not a curated record. The transcript is spliced from 3 exons. The coding region runs from base 1 to 261 and encodes 86 amino acids.